AUGUCCGUCAACGGCUGUGGGGCAUCAUGUGGAAAAUGUGACUGCAGCGGUGUUAAAGGAGUCAAGGGUGAACGUGGACUCCCUGGUCUUCAAGGUAAUAUGGGUUUUCCAGGAAUUCAAGGAAAUGAGGGGCCGAUCGGACCAAUUGGGCCCAAGGGAGAGCCAGGACAAUUUGGCGCUCCUGGAAAUAAAGGAGUCCGAGGCCCUCCUGGUCUUCCAGGUCAUCCAGGAAUUCCAGGAUUACCUGGAAUCAAUGGAAACGAUGGUCCAGCUGGUGCUCCAGGUAUCCCAGGAUGCAAUGGGACGAAAGGGGACAGAGGAAGAGAUGGCAUUCCCGGUUUUGAUGGUGUUCAAGGACCUCCUGGCAUUCCAGGGCUUCCUGGAAUGAAGGGGGAUGCUGGUGGUGUGAUUGGUGUUAUUCCUCUGAAAGGAGACAGAGGCUUCCCGGGCACUCCUGGACUUCCUGGUUCCCCUGGAGCACCCGGGCCUAUUGGUCCUCCAGGACCUCGGGGCUACGUUGGACCCAAAGGUGAUGUUGGACCACCAGGCCCCCCUGGAGAAAAGGAUGACAAGCUGUCCUUUGAGAGUGAGAAAGGAGAUAAGGGUGAGAGAGGCUUCCGAGGCCCACCAGGUCCUCCCGGACCGCCUUCGCCAGGUGUAGAGGGUCCUGGCACUGAAUUCAUCGGACCACCGGGACACCGAGGAUUUCCAGGAGAGAAAGGAGAGAAAGGCAUUUGUGAUAUAUCUCAGAAUGGAGUUAAGGGUGAUCCAGGCCCACCAGGACCAAUUGGUAAACCUGGCAAGGAAGGCGAUGAUGGGCGAAAGGGAGAAAAGGGCUACCCUGGACCUCCGGGAUUCAGUGGACCACCGGGUGAAAAAGGAGAAAGAGGACCUCCUGGAUACGCAAGCGGUGCCCCUGGCCCCCCUGGUCCCCGUGGUGUCCCUGGUUCACAAGGAGAAAAAGGUUUUCCUGGACCUCAGGGAGAACCAGGGCCACCAGGACGCUACAUUGAAGGCCCUCGUGGAGAGACUGGUCAAAAGGGCGAUGUGGGUCAGAAAGGAGACAGGGGUAUAGAAGGAGAUUCUCUGGUUGGACCCCCUGGGCAACCGGGCGCAGAUGGACCACCUGGACCUCCAGGGUUACCUGUUGACCUUAAUGAAUGCACCAAUGCAAAAGGCGCUCCUGGCCCACCUGGACCUCCGGGGCUUCAAGGAGAAUUGGGACAGAAAGGUGAUAAAGGAGAAACUUGCACCCUGUGUGAAGGGUUCGGACCUGCAGGAUUACCUGGCCCUCAGGGCCUUAAAGGAGAGCGGGGACCACCUGGUCCAGUUGGAGCCAAAGGAGACAAGGGGCAGUCUGGACGCUCUGGAACUCCUGGAAGACCUGGCAUCAAUGGCAGUCCUGGUUUGAUUGGGGCUCCUGGUGCGGUUGGGGAGCCAGGAGACAUAUUUAUUGCUCCGGGUCUGAAAGGAGAUAAAGGCUAUCCGGGUCUCAGCGGUUCACCUGGAAAACCAGGUCUGGAUGGAAUCCCAGGGAGAGAUGGCCAACCCGGCGUUCCUGGCCACAAAGGAGAACCUGGUAAAGAUGGCAUAAAGGGUGAUCGCGGAGCGAUUGGGGACCCUGGUCUUAUAGGUCCCCCGGGAGAGAGGGGUCCCCCAGGUCUGCCAGGCUAUGGGCGUCCUGGGCUUACUGGGGACAAGGGGAGUCAAGGAAGGGCUGGUAUCCCAGGAUCACCAGGAGCCCCUGGUGCAAAAGGUGAACCAGGUCAAGGCGUGAGCACCCCUGGCCCGCAAGGUGUACCUGGACCACAAGGAGAACCUGGUAGAGAUGGUCAUCAAGGUUUACCAGGUCUUCAAGGAGACUCAGGAUCACCAGGUUUUCCGGGACAGAAGGGUGAUCAAGGACCACCAGGGAUUGGAUUUCCAGGACCAACUGGUGCCAAAGGAAUCAAUGGAAUUCCAGGAGCUCCGGGAUUGCCAGGAGAGGCUGGAAGACCUGGGCAGGAUGGUAUUUCUGGACGUCCUGGUCCACAAGGACAAAAAGGUGAACCAGGAAUGGGCCUCCCUGGCCAAAAAGGUUCACAGGGUCCUCCUGGAAAUAUCGGCUUUCCUGGGGAGAAAGGUAACACAGGAUUGCCUGGUGUUCCUGGGCGAGAAGGCCCGGCAGGACCACCGGGACUUCAGGGUCUAAAAGGUAACAUUGGACUCCCUGGACCUGCUGGAGCGGCAGGGUUACCAGGUCCUCCUGGAAAGGGCUUACCAGGAGCUCCAGGACCACGUGGACAAACUGGAGAGCCUGGUCCAUUUGGUAGAGUAGGCGAAAAAGGGGAUAGGGGAUAUCCAGGUCCUCCCGGCAUUGACAUGCCAGGACCACCAGGAGAAAAAGGAAUCAGUGGGUUCCCUGGCGCCCCCGGUGUAACAGGACUGCCAGGACUACCAGGCUUGCCAGGACGGGAUGGACUGAUAGGAAACCAGGGUGCAAAGGGUGAAAUGGGGGUCAUUGGGACGCCAGGAUUACCAGGAUUUCCCGGACCACCUGGUUCACCUGGGAGUCACGGCUUGAGAGGUGAUCCUGGUCUUCCUGGUUCAAGAGGACAACCUGGAGAUUCUGGACUUAAAGGAGAAAGGGGAGAAAUGGGUCUUCAGGGCCCUCCGGGGAACAUGAGUAAAGUUGACAUGGAGCAUAUGAAAGGGGAAAAGGGAGAUCUUGGAGAUCCAGGAAACCCUGGAAUAACAGGCCAGAAAGGCUUCCGCGGACUACCUGGAGACCCUGGACUGCCGGGAAAAAAUGGAGAACCUGGUUUACCAGGACAGCCAGGUCAGAAAGGAGACAGUGGCAAUCCUGGAGAACCAGGCAGUAUGGGCCCCCCUGGACAGAAGGGAAGUGCCGGCGAGAUGGGAAUACCAGGUCCAGUCGGUCCAAAAGGUCUAAAAGGUGAUAUAGGUACACCAGGCCACCCUGGUUUCAGAGGAACUGAUGGAGCAAAAGGGGACCGUGGAUCACCUGGUGAGCCAGGUAUUGGGCUCCCAGGAUUUCCAGGAGAAAGGGGACAACCUGGCCAACCAGGAUUCCCAGGACAACGAGGAGAAAAGGGUCUGAAGGGUCACAUGGGAAUGCCUGGCAUGCCGGGACAGCAAGGAGUUAAAGGAGACAAAGGAACAUUUGGCAUUGCAGGCCAGCCAGGAAUACCUGGUGAGAAGGGUAUCCCAGGGCUGCCAGGGUCUGCAGGAGAGCCUGGUCUUGAUGGUCGGCCAGGUGAAGGUGGCUUGCCAGGACCCCCUGGUCCAGCUGGAGAGAAAGGAGAAGCUGGUGUUGAUGGAAUUCCUGGAUCCUCAGGGGAGAGAGGAGAUCCUGGUUUACCUGGUCUUAGUAUUCCAGGACCCCCGGGAGAACUAGGUAGCAAAGGUGAUAAAGGUAGCCCUGGGUUCCCGGGCACCCCAGGCUAUCCCGGCGUGCCUGGCAUUAAAGGUGACAAGGGACUUCCUGGCAAUCAGGGGCGCCAAGGUGAACAAGGGGAACCUGGUCUACCAGGAUUCGCUCUAGAGGGCCCUAAAGGAAAUCAAGGAGAACCAGGACAGCCUGGUGAACCAGGAAUUGUUGGCACUCCAGGACCUUCUGGUCAGCCGGGUCAAAAUGGCCAGAAGGGAGACAAAGGAGACCAAGGUCUACCAGGAUUCCAAGGAGAGUCAGGGCAAAAGGGUGACUCUGGAACACCUGGAUUUCCGGGGCCAGCUGGUCUUCCAGGUGUUCAUGGUCCCAAAGGAGAGAGGGGACAACAAGGAGUUCCUGGCUUCCCAGGUUCAAAGGGGGCUCAAGGUGACUUUGGAUUCAAAGGAGAACUUGGGGAUCGAGGAUUCCAAGGAGAAAAGGGCAAUGUUGGACCCCCUGGUCCUCCUAGUCCACACACAUUCAUCAAAGGAGAUGUUGGUCUGCCAGGUAUCACAGGUUUUCCAGGGCCGCAGGGACCAUCUGGUCUCCCGGGACAUAAAGGACAGCAAGGUCUGACAGGUGUUCCUGGUCCAAAAGGAGAAGAUGGCCUCCCUGGAUAUCAUGGACAACCAGGAUCCAAAGGCGAAUCUGGUCUGCCUGGGCCUCAAGGACCCAGAGGGUUUCCUGGCCCGCCAGGACCUGAUGGUGUUCCAGGCCAAGUAGGACCACCAGGCCCGUCCUCUAUGGAUCACGGUUUCUUGGUGACUCGGCAUAGUCAGACAGUGGAAGUUCCUCUUUGUCCGGAAGGCACCUCACCUAUAUAUGAUGGCUACUCACUGCUGUACGUACAAGGCAACGAACGCUCUCAUGGGCAGGAUCUAGGUACGGCAGGAAGCUGUCUAAGGAAGUUCAGCCCCAUGCCCUUUUUGUUUUGCAACAUCAACAACGUCUGCAACUUUGCCUCCCGUAACGACUACUCAUACUGGCUCACUUCGCCAGAGCCUAUGCCAAUGAGUAUGGCACCUAUCACAGGUGAAAGCAUCAAGCCCUUCAUCAGCAGGUGCGCAGUAUGUGAAGCUCCAGCCAUGGUGAUUGCGGUUCACAGUCAGACAAUCAUGAUCCCUCCGUGCCCGUCUGGUUGGGACUCUCUGUGGAUCGGAUACUCCUUCGUCAUGCAUACCAGCGCAGGUGCUGAGGGCUCAGGCCAGGCUCUAGCUUCUCCCGGUUCCUGCUUGGAGGAGUUCAGAAGCGCUCCUUUCAUCGAAUGUCACGGUCGAGGAACCUGCAACUAUUAUGCCAACUCCUACAGUUUCUGGCUGGCGACGAUUGAAGACAGUGAGAUGUUUACGAAACCCGUCCCAACGACGCUAAAAGCAGGAAAUCUGCGAACACACAUAAGUCGCUGUCAGGUGUGCAUGAAGAGGACAUAA
This is a messenger RNA of Nerophis lumbriciformis (worm pipefish), 4860 nucleotides long. The record is from RefSeq and is a predicted model, not a curated record. Lineage: Eukaryota; Metazoa; Chordata; Actinopteri; Syngnathiformes; Syngnathidae.